This is a messenger RNA of Leishmania braziliensis MHOM/BR/75/M2904, 2646 nucleotides long. RefSeq lists its product as hypothetical. The record is from RefSeq and is a predicted model, not a curated record. The coding region runs from base 1 to 2646 and encodes 881 amino acids. Lineage: Eukaryota; Euglenozoa; Kinetoplastea; Trypanosomatida; Trypanosomatidae. The transcript has a single exon.
AUGGCAUCGACUCUGCCGCCCGCGUUCGGCUGCGAGCAGCAGCGGAGUUAUGCUUUCUCCAUGCAGUGCAAGCGCUCCCUCACCCCGACGCUGACUCAUCAGUUCGAGGUGACGUGGCCGUGGCCAGUGGUGCAGAGCAGAAGGCGGUCUCGCGCCGCCGGCGGUGCUGACGACGCUCAGGGUUUGGUGAGCUCGUCGGCCACGCUCCAGGGCAGCGUUUUCAAGGAUGACGAAGCAGAAGAGGGAGGGGACGAAGUGAGAGAAGGGGUCGAGAAGGGAACCACGAAGGAGGGCGUGCCCACCUCGCCGACGUCCGGCAGUGACGCAUCUGCCGCGACGUGCCGCAGCAAAUCACCGCUGUGGAGGGAUCGAUGUCACUACGGGUGGCCCACUUUCAUCCUUGACCUCUCGAGCGACCCGUUCCUUGGCCGGCAUGAGACACGUCGCGUUGGUGUGCUUCUCUCGCCAGGCCAUCGCUGUCUCUUACCCCUGGUUGAGCUGGAUGAACCAGAGCCUCUGCCAGACAAGGCUGGUGUGGCUUUUUGGCGAACCGCCUUUAAGCCACCCUCCCACAGGGCACCCGCGUUGUCAUCCUCCUCGUCUCUCAGCGUCGCCAACCCGCCUCCGUGCUGCGCCGAGCUUCUCGUCGGCGAGCUUGCAGAGAUUGAGCGGGCAGUCCGGCAGCGUCAUGAGAUGGCGACUACGUCAUCCCGGUGCAACACGCGUGCAUCGAUGAAGCCGUCGUUUCUCUCUUGUAUUUCACUUGAGCCCCGCACGCAGCUCAGUGCACCCCUGCUGGAGGCCGGAGGAGAGGGGAGCUUGUUGACGCAGAGCACUGAUUGUGCAUUACAAUGCGUAAAGCGAGAGGAAGAGACGGCGCCCGCCGCAGCGGUGAGUUCGGCUCCGGGGCGUGAUCCUGAGAGGAUGGAUACGAUAUCGAGCUCAACGGCAACGUCAGCACAGUCGCAGCGAGGCUCAGCCUUCGCACCGAAGAGAGUCCUGAGCUUUUUCUUCUACACCAUUCCGUUCCGCCUUCGCUGGCUCUCCCAGUUGCCGGGGCGGAUUGUCGUCUCUCUGCCAUGCGAGGAGCGGCUGCUGACCCUGUACGCGCCUCAUGGAAAUGGCAACCAUCGCAGUGCACCACAACCCUCACCGUCGUCGGUGCCUCGAGGUGGAGGUACCGCUCCGACUGAGAUCAUUGCCCUCUCGCAGGUGCACAGCUACGCACUGCCGCGUGGUGUAGUCCCGCUGGAUCUCUCGGAGGUGUUUGACCGACCAUUUCUCGCCAUUGGCACGGCUGAGCACGGGGUGCUGCUGUGCCACCUCGACACGUCGACAGGCGCCGUACAGGGCAUCGCGCGGUGGAUUUCACUAAGGGGUUAUGGGAGUUCUCUGUACCCGGUGACGCGCCUCGCGGCGGUGUUUCCUGCGCGUCAGUCGGGGCUCGCUCCGAAUCGCUUCACCGACUUUCCCUCAGCACCCCCGUGGAUGAGGCACGUGGCUGCCCUUGAAAGCCUCAAUGACGGUGUGCUCGUGUGCUCCUCGCUGUACGAGCCCACCGCUGCUGUUGUUAAGCUCGGCGUGGCCGCAGUGGGCGUGGUGGAGGACUUCUCCGUCCUCCGUGGCGUCGACACGAUCCUCGACGUGAGCGCGACUGUGCAGCCCGAUUUAGGGCCACUUGUCUGCACAGUCUCACGGAAGCUGGUGCGGUUACGUGUUGUUGACUCCGCGGCCGAAGAGGCGGAGCGGCGCACUGCGCUUCUCAAGAAGAAGCUGGACUCCGGUCUUGCCGAUCGCGUACCUCCGUGCCUGACUCACGACCGGAUGGUGCGGCUGGAAUGCCCGCUUCUCCACGUUGCUUCCAGCCCCGUCGUCGUGCAGUCCUUCGCUGAAAAGUACGUGAGUCGACGCAACUACACGAAGCACUGGCAGUUUGGGGUGGAUGGCGCGAAUCGGGUGAUGCUGCUAGAUCGGACGGUGAGCCAGUACAUCCUCCACUCCACCUUUCAACUGGGCCGCCUCGACUCGGCAGCCGAGGAGGGGCGCGUGGCGCCUACCGGCUGUCUUCUACCGUUUUCCCCCACUACGAACAGCGCCAAUAAAAGCGAGGCACGACUCUCUUGUGCAGGCAAACUGGAGGGUGUGCUCGACGAGGGCUGUGAGGCAGCAACAGAUGGAAAUGACGUCAGCAUGUCGUUGCCGUUUCCUCCUCCGACGCAGCUCUCGUUAAGUAGUGGUGGGCAGAAGCGUUCGCGACCUUCGUCAAAGACCUCAAGGAACAAGAGGGCGUCUGACUCAACUGCCAAGCGUCGUGGGGCAGCAGCUGCGCUGUCCACUGCUGUUGCUAAGGGGAAAGGAGAUGAUGACGACAGCGAUGACGAGGACGACGCAUCGCCUGGCAAAGCCAGCUCGUUUUCCGACCUUGCUUCCUUGAUCCCCAUCGAGGAUGCCUGCAGCGGUGUCGCGGUGACCUGCGUGCAGGAUCAGAUGAUCCAAGUGGCUGCCGCCCACGACCGCGAUUGCAUUUCUCUCGUCACGUGGCGAAUCAAUCUUUCUACCUCACCACGACCGCCGACGUCCUCUGCCGCGGCAACCAUCAUCACGGAGGCCCUUGCUGCACCCCCCAAGGGAGGUGCACGGCCGUAG